This is a messenger RNA of Polistes dominula (European paper wasp), 1843 nucleotides long. It is a transcript of the gene Hey, whose product is annotated as Hairy/E(spl)-related with YRPW motif. Lineage: Eukaryota; Metazoa; Arthropoda; Insecta; Hymenoptera; Vespidae. Gene Ontology annotation, molecular function: protein dimerization activity; DNA binding. The record is from RefSeq and is a predicted model, not a curated record. Gene Ontology annotation, biological process: regulation of DNA-templated transcription.
AACACGGUGUAUUAUUACGGUGGUGAAUUAUUAAAUAAUUAAAUAAUUAAAUUAUAAAUAAUUAAAUUCUACGUUUGAUUCACAGAAACGAUUGAUUAUUAAGGACAAUAUUUAACGAUCGGUGGCACCCUUUGCUUGGUACUGCAAUGCGACUGGUAUGACACUUGAUCCAUUUAACAGAAGCAUCGUUAUGGGAUCGAUAUUUUAUACUAGAUAACACCUACCAGCUUGGAAAAGUUAACUUUUCUGAUAAUCGUGGAGACACUUCACUGCCACUUAUACAAAUUUAACUUUUAACGGAACAACUGCCAGCUCUAAGUCUUCCAAUUUUCUAUAGACGUUUUCUCGUUUCUUGAUUAUUCUUCGAUAUAAAUUUAUCGUAAAUAAUUGUUUUUAAAAAAAGAAAAAAAACACAAAAAUCGUGAGAAAAUGUGGCGAGUAGUAGUAGCAUGCUCAGACGAGAACAGUACGCUCUUGUCAUCGGACAUUACUUCUGGUGCAGUAGGGCCAACACAUUUACCGUCCGGUCAUCAUUGGGGUUAUCCACCACCACCUCAUCACCAUUACCAACCGCAACAUCCCGACAUGCGUCAUCAUCACGAUAUGAGACCACCACCUCCUGACCUUCGUCAUGCACCACCACCACCGCCACCACCGCCACCACCACCUUCUAACAUUAACGAUAUCAGGAAUCACGAAAUGCAAAGACCCGAUCUUAGGCAUCAAGAGAUGCAAAGACAUCAGGAAGCACAAAGACAUCAGGAUAUGCACAGAUCGGAAAUUGUCAGACAUCAGGAUAUUCGACACAAUGAUGUCAGGCAUCAGGACAUGUCUGGUAUGAGACCUGAUAUUACAGAAAUGAGAUCUAAUCACGAAUAUUCCGAUAUGAAAAUGGAUGAAAUGAGAUCCCAAGAUGCUAAUCAACAACAGCAGCAACAGCAACAACAGCAACAACAAAAUCAAGCUCAUCAACAAAGGAAUCUCAAAAGAGCUAUGAGCGAUUCGGAUUGUGAUGACGUGUUUUCCGAAGAAAGUGGUAAAGAACCAUGCAAUUCACCCGGAGGUGAUUCCUGUCAGCACGCAUCACGAAAACGGAGGAGAGGAAUGAUAGAGAAGAAACGUCGCGACAGAAUAAACGCAUCCCUCGGAGAACUGCGAAGAUUGGUGCCUGCAGCAGCUCGAGACCCUCACAGUGCGAAAUUGGAAAAGGCUGAAAUACUUCAGCUUACCGUUGAACAUUUGCGUACUCUUAGAAACAAGGGACCUGACGGAUACGACAGUACAAAGUUAGCUAUGGAUUAUCAUGCUGUUGGUUGGAGUGAAUGUGCCGCUGAAGUUGGUCGUUAUCUCGUAACUAUGGAAGGUUUAGAUGAAAGGGAUCCAUUAAGGUUACGACUCCUUUCACAUCUUCAAAGUUUUCAUCGAGAACAUCCUGCCGGGCCGCCACCUUCAACUGGUGUUCCUGGUCCUGCUGUACCUUCGGCAACAACAUUAACAUCAACCUCAUCAGCCAGCAACUAUGAACCACCUAGCAGUGUACCCACUGGUAUGCCACCAGGAACUGGUACUAUGCCACCACUUAUUGGUGGUGGUGCAUUAGGUUGGAGCCAAUAUCCUACGCAAUACGCACAACAACAAGGCAAACCUUACAGACCAUGGGGUGCUGAACUUGCUUAUUGAGGAUAUGAUUAUUUAGGAGAAACUAUAUCUUUUGAUAUUAAUUUAUAAUUUAUACAUUUUUUUUUCUUUAUAGGUUAGGCUCAUUUGUUCAUUUGUUAACACAUUCGCGACCGCUGACGUGAAUUCACGUCUUUUCAAGUUCUAUUCCUAGUUGCCGCUGACG